UUUAAAUUAAACUUCAAAACAAUGUCAACACGUCAAAGACACAGUACUGGGAAUUUAAAUACUGAAGGUUUAGAUUCUAAUAAAGAAACACCCAAGAAAGGCAUUUUAAAAAGAAGACCACACACAUUUCAUCAAACCAAACCAACAUCCAGCGGUCUUUUACCUUUACUUUUAAAACCAAUUGAAAAAAAGAGUAAAGUGUCUAAAAAUAAAGAAGAUCAAAUAAAAGACAAGAAAAAAGAUGGAAAUAUUCCUGAAAUUUGUUUGGAAGAGAAAAUGCCUGAGAAUAUUUUAGAGGCCCAAUUAAUACAAAAAAUACCUCAACGGGUUGAAUUUGCUGAAAUGAAUGCUGUUUUUGGUGGAUCAGUAGAAACUGAAGGAGGUGCAAAUAAAAGUUUUGAUAGUGUUAAUGAAGUUGAGAAAACUUGUACCCCAAAAAUUCAAAAAUUAGAAGAGACAGAAGUGAAGGAAAAAGAAGAGGAAAUUUUGCCUAAACAAAAGAGAAAAAGAGAAGGAAAAAAGCCACCAGAAGCUAUUGUUUCGCCGUUAAUAAGACAAAAGCAAAUAAAAGAAACAACAUUUCCACCUCCUCCUACAACGCCUCAGGAACAGCCUUCUUCAUCUAGUAGGGGAGAGACGGAUAAAGGCAUUGAUCCCAGUGUUGUCUCACAAAUUGUAGGGAAUUGGUGGUUUGGGGAGCGGUCUGAACCUCAGGAAGAGCAACAAGCACAGGCUGGUCAAGAAGAAAGUGAUGCUCUCAAAAAGGAAUUAAGACGUGCCCAACUUGCUUGCAAAGAGAAAGAGCGCCAUUUAGGCCAGUUACGUGAAAGACUUGCUGAAAUUGAAACAAUUGUUUCGUCUGGAAGGAGUGCACAACUUGCAUAUUGUGCCCAAUUAAGCCAACGGUUAUCAGAAAGGGAACAGGAAUUUGUUACUGAAAUGGAUGGACUUAUAGCAAGUCAUGAACAUCGUGUUAGACAAUUAGUUCAAGAAAUUGUUGAUUUAAGGGCUGAAUUGGCUAGGAAAGAUAAAGCCCUAUUGGCUUAUGAACAACUUUCCCAUCAAGAACAAUCAACUCAAACAGAUAAUAUAAUUAUCACAGAAGAUUCUACAUCAAUUAAUGGGUUUGUAGGGCAACAAGAAAAUGAUGGGAAAUUAUUAGAAAAUAAAAUAGAAGUAAGUAGGUCUCCAACAACUGAUUCUAUUAGAUCAGUAACACAACCUCAAAUUAUUCAAGCACCUAAUAAAGCCUCAGUUGUUCAAAUAGGAGCUGAAGUUUUGGCAACUUUAGAAGCUUAUCGUGCAGAAACAGCUGUUUGGAGAACUCGUUGUGCCAAUUUAGAAUUAAUCAUGCAGGAUUUACUUUUGCGAGAGGGGGCGAGAAGGGUAUCUGAAAGUGGGGGAGGAACAGCUAUUGGAAGUGCUCUUUUUAUUAAUGUAGGAGAGGAUAAUGAGCAAUUUGUGGAGGCCGAAGAAAAUCCAGAAAAUAAAAAUAAACAACAAAGUAAUAGCCGUCAUCCAACAUUAGAAAGGCAGCAAACUCUAGUUUUAAGAAAACAAAGUUCUCCUGUUGAAUGUCAAAUUUCUGGGUGUGUAGAACUUCGAAAAAAAUUAAACGAACAAACAGAAGAGAUAAAUAAAAUGUUGGAAGAAAUAACAGAAAUAAAUAAAAACAAAUUGGAGGCGGAAAAUAAAUUUAAAAAUAUUGAAGUAAAUAAUGAAAAAAUGGUUAAAGAAUAUGAAGAAUUGGCUGAAUUAGCUGAAAGGAGAGGGAAUGAUGCCAAGGCUAUUAAAUUAAGUUUACAACAAGUACAGUCAGAAAGAGACCAUUUGGAACAAGCGCUUGCUUAUCUAGAAAGACGAUGUUAUGCUUUGGAACAAUUAGGAUUAGAAAAUGGAAUUGUUUUGGCAAAUGAACCGCCCCUUCCUGAAGGAAUAAAGAAAAGUUUAACUAGACAGGAACUUGAAUUUACAGUGAGAGAAUCUCAGGGAACUCAAACAGCUCUAACUGUUGAUGAUUUGGGGAUUAACGAGAAAACUAUGGAUGAAUUGCAGAUUAGAAUAAGGGUAAUGCAAAGCACAUUUGCUGAGGACCGAGCACAUAUGGGAGAACAAUUAGCGGAUAUCGAAAGAAUUCUUUUACUCAAAACAGAAUUAACAAAUACAUUAGCUAGUCAAUUAGACGAGGCUGCAAAGAGAUCAAAAGUAGAAGAUGAUAGUCAUCAGUUUGAAAGGGAUUUGUUUAGAAGGAGAAUAGAAGAAUUGGGCAGAAUUGCAGAACGAGUACCCAUCCUUGAAUCAGAGAUUGAAAAGGCGCUAAGUGAAAAAAGCAAAUGCGAGCUUCGUUUAAGAGAUGUGGAAGAACGUUUGGAUGAUACAAUGGAAAAAUCAUUGGAAAAUGCAUUGAAGAGGGAAAAGGCUCAAGAAUGUUAUUGGACAGAAAGAAUGGAUGCUGUUGAUCGAGAAAGAAGAGAAAUAUCUGCUCAACUCGAACACGAAAGACGCCGUGCAGCAGAUGAAAGGCUUACGUGGGCAUUGGAAAGGGCCGAUUUAGAAAGGCGCCUUACUUCAGCUAUUGAACAUGCAGAACAGCUUUUUAACAAAUUAAAUUGCCCUAAAAGAGAUGUCCAAAUCGAAGUUCGUCCAAGAACUUCAAACAAAUAUGUUUUCUGUAGACCUAAUCAGAGGGAUCAGCAAGUUGAUAAUGCUGAUUUGAGAGAUGAACAAUUAGAAGAACUUGUGGAUGAGAGAGUGGCUGCUUUUGCUGCUGAACUUGUUGAGAAGGUAUGGGAAGUUGUUGGUUGA
Meloidogyne enterolobii is the source of this 2805-nucleotide messenger RNA. Lineage: Eukaryota; Metazoa; Nematoda; Chromadorea; Rhabditida; Meloidogynidae. The record is from the annotation of a GenBank genome assembly.